AUGAUGAUUUUAAACGAUUUCUGUCUUAGUGAAUAUUUGUGUUGGAGCAUUGAUUUGGCCGUAAACAUGGAAGCGCUGAGUAGGCUAGUUGAAGGGUACCACGACCUGAUGGAUAACAAAAGUGAUCAGAGGGUGAAAGACUGGUUUCUCAUGUCGUCGCCCUUCCCAACGCUGGCGAUAUGUCUCACAUACGUGUUUACUGUCAAAGUUCUCGGACCAAAAUUUAUGGAAAACAGAAAACCGUUUGAGCUAAAGACUGUGCUUAUAUAUUACAAUUUAUUCCAAGUUAUAUUCAGCUGCUGGCUGUUCUAUGAGAGCAUAGUAAGCGGCUGGUUCACAACGUACAGCUUUAGAUGUCAACCAGUCGACUAUUCAAAUUCACCGGCGGCGAUACGGACAGUUCACGGGUGCUGGUGGUACUAUUUCUCGAAAUUCACAGAAUUUUUCGAUACGAUCUUCUUCGUGAUGCGUAAGAAGUUUGACCAUGUGUCGAAAUUACACGUCAUCCAUCAUGGCAUCAUGCCUAUGUCAGUGUGGUUCGGAGUCAAGUUCACGCCAGGCGGCCAUUCUACUUUCUUCGGUAUGUUGAACACAUUUGUGCACAUCGUUAUGUACUCGUACUAUCUGCUUGCUGCGUUAGGACCGAAGGUUCAGAAGUACCUCUGGUGGAAAAAGUACCUCACAGCACUUCAGAUGGUUCAGUUCGUAUUAGUCUUCCUCCACGCGUUCCAACUGCUGUUCAUUGACUGCGACUACCCUCGUGCCUUCGUCUGGUGGAUCGGCAUGCACGCCGUUCUCUUCUAUUACCUUUUCUCAGACUUUUACAAACAGGCCUACCUCAAGAAAGUCAAAAAAAACAAAGCCAAGGUGAAGGCGGAGACAGAGAAGAUGAAGAUGGAAACAAAAGAAAGUAUGCUACCGCUUCUCAACGGCUUUUCAAAUGGGUCGGCAUUAGGCGAUGUUCGGCAAAGAAUGGCCGGUGCCGUCGCUUCGCAGUGA
This is a messenger RNA of Arctia plantaginis, 999 nucleotides long. NCBI's taxonomy places the organism in Eukaryota, Metazoa, Arthropoda, Insecta, Lepidoptera, Erebidae. The record is from the annotation of a GenBank genome assembly.